Messenger RNA from Drosophila persimilis, 1542 nucleotides. Its product is annotated as spermine oxidase. The coding region runs from base 35 to 1441 and encodes 468 amino acids. The transcript has a single exon. Gene Ontology annotation, molecular function: polyamine oxidase activity. The record is from RefSeq and is a predicted model, not a curated record. Lineage: Eukaryota; Metazoa; Arthropoda; Insecta; Diptera; Drosophilidae.
CUGCACAGCACCUCCAGCCAUCGUCCCCCGAUCGAUGUGGGGCAAGAACAAGGAAACCGCACGCAUUGUGAUCAUCGGAGCCGGGGCCUCGGGCAUUGCGGCUGCCACCCGUUUGCUUGGGCAGGGAUUCAAGAACGUACGGAUACUGGAGGCCGAAGAUCGCAUCGGGGGACGCAUCCACACGAUCCCAUUCGCGGAUAAUGCCAUCGAUCUGGGCGCCCAGUGGUGUCACGGCGAGCAGGGAAACGUGGUAUACGAGCGGGUCAAGGAAUUGGAUCUCCUCGACAGGACAGGCAACCCUACCAUGCACUUUUUUCGCUCAAACAAGGAAACGCUUGGUGAGGAUCAAGCGAAGGCUCUUAAGAACUUCAUGGAUGCCUCGUCUACCCUGACGGACGCUGACUACGAAGGCUCUGUGGGUGAUUACCUGACCCAGAAGUACUGGAAGGAGUUCCCAACCAUGGACCGCGUCGUUGCCAAGGAGAUCCUGGACUGCAUCAAGAAAAUGAUCUGCAGCUCUGACGCCUGCGAUCACCUCUUUGAACUGUCCCCGCAAAACCAUCUGACCUUCGCCGAGAGCGAGGGCGAUCCAAACCUCAACUGGAGGGGCAAGGGCUAUAAGCAGUUCCUCAGAGUCCUGAUGAAUGUUCAGGACGAUGAUCCAGAGGAUCUGGGCGUGCUCAAAGGACACGUUCUGUUCAACAAGCGCAUUGCCGAGAUCAACUGGGAGGGAGCCGACGAGCUGAUGAUCCGCUGCUGGAAUGGGGAGAUUCUCACAGCGGAUCACGUCAUCUGCACCGUCUCCCUGGGAGUACUGAAGGAGCAGCAUAGGCAUCUCUUUGUGCCCAACCUCCCCGCGGCAAAGGUGCGGGCUAUCGACGGCCUCAAGCUGGGAACGGUGGAUAAGUUCUUAUUGGAGUUUUCCGAACAGCCAAUGCCAGAGAGUUUGCUGAGCUUCAACUUCCUCUGGCUGGAGGCCGAUCUUUUGGAGCUGCGUGGCACCGAGAACUUUUGGCUGGAGGGAAUCUGCGGCUUCCAUCGCGUUGGCCAUCAGCCCCGUCUGAUCGAGGGCUGGAUAAUUGGAGCCCAUGCCCGCCACAUGGAGACGCUGACCGAGGAGAAAGUGCUCCUGGGCUUGCUCUGGCUCUUCCGCAAGUUCCUGUCCUUCGAUGUGCCCCAUCCGAAGCGCUUCCUGCGCACUCAGUGGCACUCCCAUCCCAAUUUUCGCGGCAGCUAUAGCUUCCAACCCACGUACGCGGACGAGCUGCGGACGGGUCGCUGGGACCUGGAGUCCCCGCUGGCGGAUGUCUCCGGCCGUCCUCGAUUGCAAUUCGCUGGUGAGGCUUCGAGCAGGACCCACUUCAGCACGGUGCAUGGGGCCGUAGAAACGGGCUGGCGUGAGGCGGAUCGCCUGAAUGAGUUUUAUCAGGUCAGAGCCUGAUCAUAGCCUGAAAUUAUAUGUGUAACCAGAUUGGAACCCCGUUGCAUGCACUGGUUAAUCGAAUAAAACGUCUUACAGGCAAAGAAAUAAACUCCAACCAA